This is a messenger RNA of Arachis duranensis, 5141 nucleotides long. RefSeq names its product putative disease resistance RPP13-like protein 1. Bases 846 to 4184 code for a protein of 1112 amino acids. NCBI's taxonomy places the organism in Eukaryota, Viridiplantae, Streptophyta, Magnoliopsida, Fabales, Fabaceae. Gene Ontology annotation, molecular function: ADP binding. The transcript has 6 exons. Gene Ontology annotation, biological process: defense response to other organism. The record is from RefSeq and is a predicted model, not a curated record.
GUUCUUUUGUUCCUUCACCAGUGUUCUAAAUCCAAAGUUGAAAAUUCAUAAACCAAACCAUUUAAUAAAACAUAUUAAACUCUCUGCUAAAGGGUAAGAUAACAUUGAAUGUGCCUGUAAUAACUUGAUAAAUAUGAAAAUGUUGGAGACCAAAAUUAAUCAAAAUCAUUGAACCAGAUGCCCCACUUUUAGUGGUGGUGCAGUGUUAUUUGGCUUCCAAGGCUAUGUUCUUUUUUUGUCUUUUUUCUUUUCUUAUGCUGCUGUUUAGCAAAGAUAAAAUGGUUAACUGAGUUAACAGUAAUAUAUAAUAUAUAAUCAGUUUUGUGUUGAAGUUUUUUUUUUAAAAAAGGUAGCAGAUGCAUGCAUUGUAGUAUGUGACAAAAUACUAGUGGAUUCACACUAUAUUUUAUCUGCUAAUAAAAAGAGAGGUGAACAAUUUUUUAUGGUAUAGAGAAGCGCUAAUGGUAGGUGGAUUGGUAAAUAAAUGUACAAGUGGAUAUUGUUAAACAUUUUCCACCUAAUGAUCCUUUGUAAAGGACAUUUAAAAAAUGUAAAAAGUUGAAGACCAAAGGCACCGAAAGCAUCUCACAGACUUUGGAGAAAGACAACAAGAAGCUUCACAUGAACUUUGUCAUGAAGACCAAAGGCCAAAAAAGCAUAUGAAGGCAACAUAAAUUAUUAUUGGUUAAUUAUAAUAAUCUCAGCCUGCAACACAUUACAAUAAUACUUCACUUAACUUCUACCACUUCCAUACUCUCUGUCUUUGUGAGAGAAUUCUGAGUUUGGAGUGCAAACAGAAAUCGCUUCCCUUUCCUUACCUUUCUUACUUUCUUGCUCUUGUGAGCAUGGCUGCUGAACUUGUUGGAGGAGCUUUUCUCUCUUCUUUCCUCAGUGUUCUUUUUGACAGGCUGUCUGAUCCUGAGAUCAUCAACAUGAUGCGAGGAAAGAAGGUUGACCAGAAGCUGCUUCAAAGGCUGGAGAACAUUCUGAAUGUGGUUGAAGCUGUGCUGAAUGAUGCUGAGAAGAAACAGAUCACUGACCCUGCUGUCAAGAGGUGGCUUGAAAAUCUCCAAGAUGCUGUCUAUGAUGCUGAUGACUUGCUGGAUGAAGUCGCCACCAAAGCUGCCACCCAGAAGGAUCCACCAGGUAACUUCCUGUCUCGCUUUCUCAAUUUCCAAGAUAGGGAGAUGGUUACUAGGAUUGAAGAAAUCAUUGCUAGACUAGAAGAUAUUGCAAAACACAAAGAUAUCCUUCGUCUAGAAAAGAUUGCAGCCAAGAACAUGUCCGGGAGGAUUCCAUCAACCUCUUUGGUUAAAAAAUCUGAUAUAUUUGUUGGCAGGGACAAAGAGAGGGAUACCAUAGUGAAAUUGUUGUUAGAUGAUAGUAACAAUGGUGAACUGUCUGUGAUUCCCAUCGUGGGCAUGGGUGGGAUAGGAAAAACUACCUUGGCUAAAUUGGUUUAUAAUAAUGAAAAAGUGCAGCAAAAAUUUCAUGUCAAGGCUUGGGUUUGUGUUGGGGAGGAAUUUGAUGUUCUUAUGGUGACAAAGGCCGUGAUAGAGAAAACUUGUAGUCCUUGUAACUCAAAUGAUUUAGAUACGGUUCAAAAUCAUUUGAAGAAUGCGCUAGUGGGGAAGAACUUCUUGGUUGUUCUGGAUGAUGUAUGGAGCAGUAAUUGUGAGGGUUGGGAAAGUUUUCUAAUUCCUUUUGAAUGUGGAAGUGAAGGAGGGAAGAUUCUUGUGACAAGCCGUCUUGAUACAGUUGCUUCUAUGGUGAAAACUAAACAUAAUGAAGCUCACAAUUUGAGUCUGUUGGAUGAAGAAGAGUGCUGGUUAGUGUUUGCAAAUCGUGCAUGGGACCCUGCUGAGUCCCGAGACUGUUCAGAUUUAGUAGAAAUUGGUAGAAAAAUUGUAGAAAAAUGUAAAGGAUUACCUUUGGCAGCUCAAACCCUUGGAGGGUUAUUGCGAGGGGAAGAUAGUGAAAAUGUUUGGAAUGAUGUUUUAAAUAGUGAAAUUUGGGAAUUUUCUGAGGAGAAAUGCGGGGUUCUUCCAGCAUUGAGGAUUAGUUAUUACCACCUUCCUUCACAUUUAAAACGUUGUUUUGUUUAUUGUUCUUUGUAUCCGAAGGACUUUGAAUUUGAUAGACAUAAUUUGAUGCUAUUGUGGAUGGCAGAGGGUCUUUUGCAGCUACCAAAAAGUGGAAGCACUUUAGAAGAAGUUGGUUAUGGAUAUUUUGAUGAUUUGGUUUUGAGAUCCUUUUUUCAACAUGCUAACUCUAAUGAAAAUUCAUUUGUGAUGCAUGAUCUCAUGCAUGAUUUAGCAACAUUCUAUGGUGGAAAGUUCUUUUCUGGAGCCUUCGGACUCAAGAAUGCGGCCAAACAUGAUGCCAAAACUCGUCAUUUGUCAUAUGAUCUGAUCGACGAGGAUUCAAUCCCAAAGAUAUGGGAAGCAUGUAGUAGUUUAAAACAUGCAAGGACAUUGUUGAAAACCAGUUUGAUUGCAUAUGAAACAUUCCCAGAUGAAAGAGUUGAUUCUAGUCACUUACUAGAACAAUUAAAGUGCUUGCGAGUUUUGUCAUUUAAAUUCUUUUGUUAUGAGGAAGACUUGUUACAUGAUUCAAUUGGUGAAUUGAUCCAUUUGCGUUAUUUGGAUCUCUCUGGCCAACCAGUCAUGAUGUUGCCUGAAUCAUUGAGUAAUUUGUACAAUUUACAAACGUUGAAGUUGAGAGAUUGCAGUAACCUUAAAAAACUUCCCACCAACAUGCAAGAUCUUGUAAAUUUGCGCCAUCUUGAUAUUCAUGGCACUGAUUUGGAAGAUAUGCCAAAGGGGAUGAACAAGUUAAAAGAUUUGCAGUUUUUAAGUGACUAUGUUGUGGGGAAGCAUGAAGAGAAUGGGAUUGGAGAAUUGGGAGAGCUAGCAAAUCUUCAUGGGACAUUUUAUGUCCAGAAAUUAGAGAAUGUAAUCAGUAGUGUUGCAGCCUCGAAUGCAAGGAUGGAUGAGAAGAUACAUCUCAAUGAUUUAUCUUUGAAGUGGUCAUCAGGUGAAGAUAGUGAUAUUGAUGAUUCCCAAGUUGAAAAGGAUGUACUUGACAAAUUAAGGCCUCACAAAGGCCUAAAAAAGCUAAAGAUCGAGGGGUUCAGGGGUACGAUGCUUCCGGAUUGGGUAGCGCACUCUUUCUACAACAACAUGACUUUCUUGGAGCUGAGGGGAUGCAAGACUUGUUGGAUGGUUCCUUCUCUUGGACAGUUACCCUCUCUAAUGGAAUUGAGGCUUGAUGGAUUUGAUAUGGUGAAGAUCAUUGGUGCUGAGUUUUAUAAGAGUGACAGAAGUCAUCAUCAUCAUCAUCAUCAGACACCCUUUAGAUCCCUUAAAGCUCUGUUUAUUUCUCAUAUGCGUUGGUGGGAGGAAUGGGAGUCAUUUGAAUGUGAUGAUGCACCAUUUCCUCAACUUAAGCAACUUAGCAUAUGGGAGUGUCCUAAGUUAAGAGGUGAUUUGCCUGCUUUCCUUCCGUCUUUGAAAUCACUAUACAUUGAAGACUGUGAGCAGCUUGGUUGUUAUCUGCCAAGAGCUUCCAUCAUAAGGGAACUAAGAAUAUAUGGCAAACAGGAAGCAAGAAUGCAGGACCUACCACUUUCACUGCAACAACUAUCAAUUGAAGGAAACCAGCUUGUGGAGUCUGUUUUUGGGGCCAUGACCCGAACCCAACCAACCUCUAUCACAGGGUUAUGGAUCUCAAACUGCUCAUCAGCCAUAUCAUUUCCAGGGAAUUCUUUGCCUCCUUCAUUGAAAGAGUUGGGGAUCAUGAAUUGCAAGAAUAUGGAGUUCCCAAUGCAACAACAGCAUCAUCAUGAGUCACUAGUUAAAUUAACAAUAGAAAACAGUUGUGUUUCACUUACAUCCAUGGUGUUGGAAGCUUUCCCAAAUCUGACAUCUAUCACAAUCAAACGAUGUGAAAAUUUGAGAUCUCUUGAGGUGGUGCCACAGUCGCAGUCCCUCGAAGGAUUAUCAAUUGAAGGCUGCCCUAAGAUGGAGAACAUAGCAGGGGAAAGGCUUCCUGCCUCUUUAAGGUUUCUCUUCAUCAGUGAAUGUCCAUUGUUGGGUGAAAGCAUAAAGAGGAAGGACCUCUGCAUUUGGCCUACUAUUUCCCACCUCAACCACAUUUGUGUUGAUGGGAGACGGAUUUCAUGAUGACUCAACAUCUUAAAACAGAUUAUGUCAUUUGGUGAAAAAAAAAGUGAGACGAUUUUCACAAUGACAAGCCUCAACACAUUCAUUGGGUUCUAUUAUGGUACUGCAAUGCAGCACAUGAAGAAGAUCUUUCAAGUUUUGGAUGUAGUAAUUCUUUGCUGGUUGAGUACAUGGACAAGGAGCUAUGCAUAUAUAGUAGAAAGCUGGACCACUUUUAGAGCAUGGUAAAACAUGGUUUAUUUGGAGCAAGUAAGGCUGAAUGGCUGAUAUGGUGGUUCCAAUAUAAUGGAAGAAAUGAAUUCUGAGCCAUGUCAGAUUACUUUUGCACCAUGCCUUGUCUCACACCCAAAUCUAAGGCCUUUCAUUACCUUUCUUGGUGUUGCUCUUGCUUGCUUGCUCAUGGCCCUCAUUGGUUUCGAAAAAUACUGAAGCAAGUUGGAGUAAGCACAAUUUGGAGAGCAAAGGAACCUGGGCAAGAAUGAUUUCACAAGGCGCGGUCUCUGUAUCAAUGAGAAAGCAGAAUGCAUGGAAGACAUCAUCCUUGUAUAAAAUCAAAAGAAGAAAUGGAUGAUGUAGAACAGAAUUUGCAAGGACAAAUAAACCAAUCAAAAUGCAAAAGAAACACUAUCAAUGAUAAGGAUACAGUUGGAGCAGCCUGUCAAAAUAGGCAGAAAAAGGGGAAGGGAAAACCUUAGUUUUAUAAUUGAUUGAUAUUGUGCAAUCAUUUUUUUUUUCUCAAGUGUUUUCGUGUCUUCAUCAUUUCAUUUUAUUUUAAGAUAGCUGAUAUGAGUUAUUCUAUUCAUCAGAAAUAGAGAGCUUAGAAAGUGAGAAUCAAUUUCUGUUAUGAAAAAAAAGCUAGAGAGCUUGGAUGUGAGAAAUUUGUAUUUGUAUUUGGCUUGAAUUGGUAUUUGUAACUUGAAUUUGUUUAUAGUGAAAAAUUCUACCAUUUGUUGUGGU